GGCCGAAAAUAAAAAUCGGCUGCAUGUCUAACUCGAACAUAAAAUUUCAUAAUAGUUGUAUUGCUAUGUUUUAAAAGGCAAAUUAAUAUGUGUUAAUUUUAAACUUAACUUUUAUGUCUUUGGAUGUAAAGAAGCAUUGACAUCAUGUGUUUUCAACCUGCAUUUGCUGCAUUAUUUUGUAGUCAUAGAGCCAAAGUUGUUCUAUGUGGUAAUCAGUCAUGCCAUUGGACACCUUCAUCUGUGGAAGCUGCCAGGGAUCAUUCAAUGACAUUGAGCAGUUCAUCUUGCACAAAAACAGUCUGUGUGGCCAGCAGACUGACGAGUCGAGUUCCCAGUUAGCAGCAUCCGCUGACGACUCAGAAUAUGUGCAGACCGAAAAUCAUGAGGACAGUCCUGGGGUUGACACUGGGCAGCAGAUUGCGGAGAUACUGGACAUGGAUUCCAUGGUGUCCAGUGUCAAUGGUGUCUCACGUGUGGUGUCCUUUAGCGGUGCAGAGGAGGCUCUCUUGACCGGAACUGGACAGGUCUUCCAGGGAGAGAACAUGCAGACAGUGAUCAUACUGCAGGGAGACAUGCCUCAUCUGAGUCUGGAGAAUGCAGGGCAGUUCCUGGCAGAGGUCUCACAGGAGCAGCCCAACAACGAAUACCUUGCAAGUCUGUAUAAAAAGAAGGGUCGAGGUGGUCGUCCAAGGAAGACAAAGAAAGAAGAAACUAUCAAAGUAGAGGAACCCAAAGAGAAAGUUGCAGAUAUAGGUACUGAUGGUAAGCUCACGUGCCAGAGGUGUAAGAAGGUAUUUAACAGAGAGAGAGUGUUCAACGCCCACAAGUGUAUUGCCAUGUCAGAGUAUGUCGACUUCACCACAAAGGAUAUAGCCAAUAUUGAUCCAGAUGAUAACGACCUUCCGCAGGAUGACCUUGUAGAUGCUGGUGCCCUAGAGGACGAUGAUGCUGAGUACAGGGUACCAGCCAAUGUUAAACUGGAGACUGAAUCUGACAGCGCAGGGCCCGGCCUUGGGACUGAGGUGGAGUACACUACACGGGUCAUCAACGGGAAGAUUGUCAGCUCACGUCACAGUGAAGGUACUAGUGAAGACAACCAAGAUGUUGAUCUGGAACAAGUGGCCCGUUAUGCAGAACAGGGCUCAAAUGAGGGAUCCACAGAGGGGCAGCAAGUACAGCAAUCUUCAGAGGCUAAGGAAAUACCAGUACAGCUGUCCUCUGGCCCUGACAUUGAGGACACUGUUCGAGACAUGGUCGGCACCACUCCAAUGUUCCUUAGUGAAGAAGACAAGGCCAAGUUUGAAGCGAGUCUCAAUGUUGACCUCAGCGGCAUUGACCACAUGUUCCAGACCCACGGCAUCAAGCAGGAGGUCAAUAUGGACAUUGCACAACCGUCCAGGUUCUGUAACACAAUGUUGACCUUAUUCUCCUGUAACACAUGUGACAAGGUGUUCAAGUCGCUGUCUCACAUGAGAUUCCACGUCCUCACACACACAACCCUGCGCCCGUACAAGUGCUUCAAGUGCAACUACGACUCUAACUGCAGAGGCAACCUGUACACACACAUGCGUAAGCACACUGGUCAGUACUACCACUGUGACCACUGCAAGUUCCAGACAGUGAACAAGAGUCACCUGGCGGAGCACCAGCUGAUCCACACCUCAGACAAGCAGCGCUGCAAGAUCUGCAACAAGCUCUACAACACUCAGAAGUCACUCAUGAGUCAUAUUAGGAAAUACCAUGAUAAUGCCAAAGGCAAGGAGUACCUGGCCACCUUCAUGCAGGGUAGAGACAUGCGGGGUACGACUGUGAUCCACCAGUGCCACGUCUGCAACCGCAAGUUCAAGAAAAAGACGGACCGAGACAGGCACCUGUUUGUUCAUGAUAUCAAGGAUAUGUCCAUUAUCCAGCAUUGCCAACUGUGUAGUUACUCUGCAUCUAGACCAAAAUACCUAGAGAAACACUUCCAGAAGCACAGGUGUUUGUACAGAUGCUGCAAGUGUGAGCAGAUCUUCCUGAGCUCCAGCCGCCUUGUGGAGCACCUCACCUCUCUGCACUCAGACACAGACGACCCUGCCACCUGGGAGGCCCUGUUUGAGGCAAGCAUUGCCACCAGCCUUUACCUGCCCGAACCAGACACCAACCUGCCCUCCAACGAGAAAUCCUUUGUCAAUCUACCGGAGGAGCUGUCAGAGGUCGCAAUCACUCGUCAGGAGAGGUUACAGAACACUGGAGAGGACUACCUCCCAAUGUGCAAUGCAGAUGCAUUCAUUAACAUAGACCCUUUGGAGUCGGGAAUCACCAGUGAAUCAGCCGAGGCAGUGGAGGGUCUGGAACAAAGUGCUAUGGAAGAUGGAGUUGUAUCCAUGGAUACUAGUAAUCAUGGUAACCAAGUGACCUUCAGUAACCAUGACAACCAGGAGUCUGAGAAUGACCAUGACCUGUCAGCCACAAAAGAAGGGUCAGAUGAAAACUGUCCUGAUACAGACGACGUUGCUCAGAAUAAUUCUUGUGAUAUGAACAUCGAAAGUAAUGCUAGUAAUGUUGAACAGCAGAGGGAUGUGACAGACAAAGAAAACAAGGAGCCUAUGGAAUUGGAAGAUAAUAUGGAGAGUGAUUCAAGGGAUGUGGAGCAAGCUUCAGAAGACGUUGAUGAGGACACAGCCGUUGUGGAGGAGACGGACCUAACGGAGGAAGACUUGCUGGGACCUGUGAAGCCUCGGACUGGCUCUGUGGCCAGGCUCAUAGAGAAGCUGGGAUACAAGCCAAUGAGCCUGCAGAUAUUUCAGAAGAUGAGGGACACCUUCGGCUCCGAGGAGUGUGAAUACUGCGGCCGCUUGUUUUUCAGCCGCACUGACUAUGAACCUCACGUUCUCACGCAUACAGGGGACAAGCCGUUCCUGUGCACCAAGUGUAACUUUCGCUCCAUCUCCAAGGAUAACCUGCGGCGCCACAUGGACAAGGAGCAUGACAAUGUGAGCUACCCAUGCCGAGAGUGUGCCUUUGUGGCGUACACGCGCACUCAACUCUGGAACCAUGCCCUCAAACACAAGGGGCUGAAGGGGCUUGAGUGUCCUUCCUGUAGGGAACAGUUUGAGAAUAUGUCUGAACUGAAGGAGCAUGCAGACACUAUUCAUCCCAAUGCCAACAUAGAGGGUCUGGACAAACUGAUCUCUAACAAACACAAGUUGCAGGGAAAAAUAGUUUCAGGUCGCCGCUCCUACAAGUGUCCCCACUGUGACAAGGUGUUUGUGAGGGCCAGCUCCGAGCUGCAGAAACACAUGUGGAUACACGAGGGCAUCAAACCUUUCAAGUGUCCACUGUGUCCGUAUGCCUGUCGUAGCAAAAACAACCUUCAGGCCCACAUGCUGCGUCAUUCCAAAGACAAGCCAUUCCACUGUGGGGACUGUGGCAAGGCGUACAAGUCCAAGACUGCACUACGAUGGCAUGUUAGGGCACACGCUGGGAAACUCUUCAAAUGUGAUCAGUGUCCAUAUGAGGCCACUCAGGCCAGUCACCUCAAGCGCCACAUGGAGACUCACAGUGUUAAGCGACGCUAUGCCUGUAAGGAUUGCCAGUAUUCAGCCAACACCCUUGGCUUUCUAAAGGUCCACUAUGCAAGGUUUCACAAGUCUGUGGAGUCCACAGAUAUUCCUGUCAUUGCCCAGGAUGUGACUGGUAUGCAGGCAGACAACUGCUUCAAGUGCCUCAGCUGUGAUUACCUGUUUGGAAACCUCUCAGACCUCAAGCGCCACCUGAAAUCUCGUCACCAGAUCGAUGUCAAUGAUCUGUCACAGGUUGUGAACGAGAGCUCCAAUGAGCUGCAGGUGCAGAUAGGAGAGCAGGGGAUUCAGCAGGUGGAAGGGUACCCUAUCAUGGAGAUCAAACUGGACCAGGCACAGAUUGCAGAUGGUAAUCUUGAUGAGAAGACAGCGUCUGUUGUAAGCAUCCUGAACCAGAUCAUGGGUCUACAGCAGGGAGGGGCUGGGCUGGGGGCAGGGCUGCGUCAGGGAGAGGGGCAUGAGCACCAGCAAGGAGUUGUGGUGACCCAGGAAAAUAUUGUUGUAGAAAAUGAUGGUAGCCACGUAUACCAUGUGAAUGCUGGGACCACAGGGUUGGAUGAUAGUCAAGUGUAUCACGUGUCUGGCAACACAGCAACCACAGAGAUAGACGGGCACCAGUAUGUGAUACAAUAUGUCUCACAAGCAGAGGAUGGCUGUGUGGAAGUGCAAGGGGACAGCAUUGAGGAGGAAGUAAUGACAGAGGACCAUGUGACCACGCAUGACCAGAUACUGGCAGAGGGCCAUGUCACAACACAGGGUCAGAUAAUCAUGGACGGACAGGUGUUGACAGAGGGACAGGUGAUGUCUUGAUGUGUUCCUGCAUCAUGCUGAGUGAUGCACUUGCAGGGAUAGUGUAUGCCCACAGCUUUAGGUACAACAAUACUGCAAGACAACCAAGCUUGCAUGUGACAUUGCUUGCCUAAGCUGAUGGUAGUUAAUUGAGCGUUUAUUUGGUUAUGACUCCCAACAGUAUUAUUAGUGUUCUGUGCUGAAUACUUUCUCAUCAUGGGGGAUUUGGUCAUAGGGGUUUGAAAGUGGUUGGGUCUUAAUUUUGUUAGAAAACAAUUGAGCCCCAUUAUACAUCACCCUCUUUCUGGGAAAACUGGGCUGAAUGCAUGUGCGUGAAGUGUCAUAAUGGAUACGCCUCUGCAGUCUGCACAGGCUUAUCAGGUUUGACACUUUCCACCAAGAAAGAAUUUGUGUUUAGAAGAUACAUCCUUUAAAUAAAAAAUUCCAUAAAGGGGAAAAUUUCACUGAUAACUUGCGCACACUGUACAGGCUAAUCCGGACCAAUACUACGUGCAUGAAUUAAGCUCAGUUUUCCGUAACAAGGAUCAAUUGAUAAACAUUGGUUUUAGUCUGUCCCAACA
This is a messenger RNA of Dreissena polymorpha, 4933 nucleotides long. Its product is annotated as zinc finger protein ZFAT-like. Gene Ontology annotation, biological process: regulation of transcription by RNA polymerase II. The coding region runs from base 219 to 4373 and encodes 1384 amino acids. The transcript has 26 exons. Gene Ontology annotation, molecular function: DNA-binding transcription factor activity, RNA polymerase II-specific; RNA polymerase II transcription regulatory region sequence-specific DNA binding. NCBI's taxonomy places the organism in Eukaryota, Metazoa, Mollusca, Bivalvia, Myida, Dreissenidae. The record is from RefSeq and is a predicted model, not a curated record. Gene Ontology annotation, cellular component: nucleus.